GUGAUUCAUUUUAAAAUGCGAAGAAUGCUUAACUGAGUUUUUAAAUGGGAAGAAUGCGCCUAGCAUUUUGAGUGGUAUGUAGAUAUAUAAUUUUGGAUAGAAAAAGAAAAAGAUAAUUUCCUGCCCAUUCUCAGUGUUCAGAUUGAUUGGGCUGUCAUGUCUUCAAAGCAGCUCCACGGAAACGCCAACUACUCAUAUCUACGUUGCACGCGUCCAUGGAAGGGCGAUUCUCGCUUCUGAACCGGAGUCGGGUACGGAAGCGCGUCGAAACGCCCGGAAGCGUGAGAGAAGCACGACUCUAUUAGACUAUAUGAACCGUCCGGUUAACACUGUUAGUUAAACCGAGACCUUUACUAUAAAUACUAAACCAGAUUGUAACAAACUCUUGAUGAAAUCAAUAAUACAAAAGUUCAUCUUCUUCUUCUUUUCUCUCUACUUCUCGAGCUCUGUUUCUGAAUCUAAUAUGCUAUCAGAGCUUGUGCUCUUCUCUUCUCUUAUUGUAUUUUUUUUUAUAUGACAUAAUAUAACAUAUUAGGUAAUAAACUUAUUCUUAAAAGUGUUAAAUUUUUAUUUUUGGCAAAGAUAAUAUAUCUAUUAGAAAAGUAUUUUCAUUAUAAUUGUAUAUACGUUUUUUUUUUUAAAAAAAAUUGUCAUAGGCCCUAAAACUCUUUGCACGGCACUGCCUGCCAUAGCAAGUCUCUCUAUCUAGCAUACGAACAAAUGGCUUCUCCUUCACCUUAGUAAAGCUAUAAUAUAUCUUGUUUUACAAAUGCUUUCAUAUAAUUGCAAAGACGCUGUUCUAUGCUUCUACUAUAUCUACCAAUAUUAUUAAAUCUCUUUGAAGCCCAAUACUAAUGCAUGUAACUCUACGCAAACUCGAUAUGGCAUAGUUUUGCAUGAACCUAGUGAGAUCAGGCAUCACCGUAAAAGAAACCCACCGUACUCUUAACAGUUACGUACGACUACUGUCCAUGAUUCUAUCACUGAGAUUCCAAGAUUUGUAGAGUUCUACAUUGUUCCUAUAACUGUUCUUCAUUAUAGUAUAAUCAUAUGAUCAAAUAUAGUAAGGUGAUUAAAACCGUGUCCUAAGGCCGACGUGCAAGAAACUAAGCAAAAACGUGUACCGGAUUACACGUGCCAGCUUAUAUUUCUAUACUUGUUUUCAAUUAAAAAUAAACGAAAAAACCGUUACAACGGUCAAAAGCAAGGGUGGCAAAAGAAAUAAAAUCUAAAAUAGAGACAAAGCUAACGUUUGAUGGUGUAAGAGAAAGAGAAGAAAAGAGGAGGAGGAGGAGGGUGAUGAUGAAGCUAUGGAAACGAGCUUCCGGUGCUCUCAAAGACCGGAAAAGCUUGUUCUCCAUCAGCUUCUCCCGGAGAACCUCCGUCCGUAACCCUGACCUUGACUCAGCCAUCAUCCACGCAACCUCUCACGACGACUCAUCCGUCGACUACCACCAUGCUCACCGUGUCUACAAAUGGAUCCGCUCCUCUCCAGCAAACCUCAAGCCUCUUGUCCACUCGCUUUCCUCACGGGUUAACCGGACAAGAAGCUGGAUCGUUGCCUUGAAAGCCCUAAUGCUCGUCCACGGUGUCCUUUGCUGCAAAGUCCCCUCCCUUCAAGAGAUACGUCGCCUCCCUUUCGACCUCUCGGACUUCUCAGACGGUCACUCCCGUCCCAGCAAGACAUGGGGCUUCAACGCAUUAGUACGAGCCUAUUUUUCGUUUCUUGACCAGUACUCUUUCUUUUUAUCCGACCAAAUACGUUCCCGGAAUAGAAAACCUCAGGUAGAUUCUGUUAACCAAGAGCUCGAAAGCAUCGAGAAGCUUCAGACUCUUCUCCACACCCUUCUCCAAAUACGUCCAAUGGCUGACAACAUGAAGAAGACGCUUAUUCUUGAAGCUAUGGACUGCGUAGUGAUUGAGAUCUUCGACAUAUAUGGUAAAAUCUGUAGUGGUAUAGCCAAGCUUCUAAUUAAAAUCAGUCCAGCUGCUGGGAAAGCAGAAGCUGUGAUGGCUCUUAAGAUUGUAAAGAAGGCUACAUCUCAAGGAGAAGACCUAGCUCUCUACUUUGAGUUUUGCAAAAAGUUUGGGGUCUCAAACGCGCAUGAAGUCCCAAAGUUUGUCAGAAUCCCGCAAGAAAACAUUGAGGCAAUGGAGAAAGCCAUUAAAGGAGUUGAAGAAAGAGAGGAGACAAAGGAGGAUGAGGAGGAGGUAGUAGUGGAAGAAAAGAGUAUCAUAUUAGCUGAGAGACAAGAGUUUCAGACCAUCAUAACCGAUAAAUGGGAGGUUUUUGAAGACGACUAUUGUUUCACAUGUACUGAUAUUAAAGAAACUGAUCAACCUAGAAACUACAACGUGGAUCCCAGUUUGUUGCCUCUUAUAGUUAUCGACGAGCCAGUUUACUUGACUCGCACGUUUCCUGAUUUGAUUACCUUCUAAUUGCAACUUGAUCAGGUUUUUCUUUUUUAAUUACUUUGUUCUCUUCUGUAUUUUUCUUCCUUUUUGUUGAAUAUGCGGAUGAUAAUAAACGUUAGAUAUUAUCUCAAAAUUUCCAAAUUUAUUCAGCAAUAAAAAGGUUUUUAAGAUUGAGCUUGCAGACUCAAUCGUUUGUGACUGUCUUAAAGACGAUCAAGAAGCAAAAAAUGUAAUGACCAAGCGGUAAACGAGAUUGACAUUGUUGUAAUGCUAGGAUUAAGAUGUGUUUCAGCAAAGAAUAGGGAGACAAUUUGAUAUUCUACAAACACUAAAAGCAACAAAACUUUGACAUAAAACACCCAACCCAAAACCACAGAGAACAAGCAGAGUUGAUCAAAAUCUUGGUUUUUUUUUAGGAAGUUUCAACGUCUGAGAGAUCCAAACCUUCUCGGUAAAGCUCAAAGUCACUAGGGCUCCAUCUGCAGACUAAGUUGAGUUUGAACGUAGCCAACUUGAUUCC
Messenger RNA from Brassica rapa (field mustard), 2935 nucleotides. RefSeq names its product putative clathrin assembly protein At1g25240. The record is from RefSeq and is a predicted model, not a curated record. NCBI's taxonomy places the organism in Eukaryota, Viridiplantae, Streptophyta, Magnoliopsida, Brassicales, Brassicaceae. Gene Ontology annotation, biological process: clathrin coat assembly; clathrin-dependent endocytosis; vesicle budding from membrane. Gene Ontology annotation, cellular component: clathrin-coated vesicle; clathrin-coated pit. Gene Ontology annotation, molecular function: phosphatidylinositol-4,5-bisphosphate binding; 1-phosphatidylinositol binding; clathrin heavy chain binding.